AUGGAACACAGAUAUAGCGCUUACAAAUCUGAAAAUGAAUUCGAGGAUGCCCCUGAAUUUCUUAAAGGUCCAGACCUCUCAGGCAGAUAAAAUGUUAGAAGACCCCCAUGCCCCUCCAUCAAUCCAAACACAUAAAAUAUUGAAUUCAUGCAGAUUGAUGUGGACUACUAUACUGACUUGCCAUUGAGCAUGAAGAAUUAGCAGUCCCAGUAUAUGAGUGAGGAUCAAAGCAAGGAAAGAGAAAAAGAGGAAAAAGCUGUAAUCAGAAUGUUUGGUAUUACUCAGCAAGGAAACUCAGUAAUGUGCCAUGUUCACAACUUUACCUCCUAUUUCUAUGUUGAGUAUCUGCCUCACGUACACCAACUGACUCCAAUUGACUUGGAAAGGAUUAAGAAUGAACUUAACAAUCUUGAAAACGGUGCUAAGAUGGUCAUGUCAAUUGAAAUGAUAAAAAAGUCUACCGUUAUGCACUAUCAAGAGAAUCAGAAAACAUUUUUGAAAAUAUAUACCAGACUUCCCAGACAUGUAAACUUGCUAAGGACUAAAUUUGAGAAUAGACAUUAUGUAUUCAGUCAAAAGGAAGAUCUCUUCUAGCAAAUCACCUUCGAGUCUAAUUUGCCUUACGCUCUCAGAUUCAUGAUUGAUAACGAGAUAGUAGGAAUGUCUUGGAUUAGAGUCGAUGAAGGCAAGUAUAAGAUUAGAAGUUAAAAUUUUAAAAUCACUAAUGCUUAGAUCGAGAUUGAUGUAGAAAACUUCAAUGAUAUACAGUGCCUGCCAUGUGAAGGAGAUUAUUAAAAUCUUGCACCUCUUAGAAUACUUUCAUUUGAUAUUGAAUGUUCAGCUGAGAAGGGUAGAUUCCCCCUAGCUUAGCAAGAUCCAAUUAUCUAAAUUGCUAACAUAGUUAAGAUACAAGGUGAAAAAGAACCAUUUGUCAGAAAUGUAUUUACACUCCAAGAAUGUGCCCCAAUUGUUGGUUCUCAAGUCAACUCCUAUAAAAGUGAAUAAAAGAUGCUAGAGGCCUGGAGAGAUUUCUUGGUAGAGGUAGACCCAGAUAUUAUCACUGGCUAUAACAUAGUUAACUUCGACUUCCCCUAUAUCAUCAAUAGAGCUCAAGCAUUGUAAAUGAAUAAGUAUGCCAAAUUUAGUAGAAUCCUAGAUUCAGUGUCAAAGAUAAAGUCUAACACUUUUUCUUCAAAGGCCUUGGGCACUAGAGAAACUAAGGACAUUAAUAUCGAGGGUAGAGUUUAGUUCGACAUGCUGCAAGUGAUUCUCAGAGAGCAUAAACUUAGAAGUUAUUCCCUUAAUUCAGUCAGUGCUCAGUUCUUAGGUGAAUAAAAGGAAGAUGUGCAUCAUUCUAUCAUUAGUGACUUGCAAAAUAAAAAUGAGUUCACAAGAAGAAGGCUGGCUGUGUAUUGCUUGAAAGAUGCCUAUCUACCAUUGAGACUUAUGGAGAAGCUGAUGUGUCUGUUCAACUUGACUGAGAUGUCUAGAGUUACAGGAGUGCCAAUAUCUUAUUUAUUCACAAGAGGCCAACAAAUCAAGGUCUCUUCCUAGUUAUACAGAAAGGCAAAGGAGUAUGAUUUAGUGAUCCCAGUAGACAAGGGAGCUCCAAUGGAAGGAAAGUACGAAGGUGCAGUCGUCAUUGAGCCAACUAGAGGAUUUUAUACUGAUCCCGUAGCAACAUUGGAUUUCGCUUCACUUUAUCCAUCAAUCAUGAUGGCUCAUAAUCUAUGCUACUCUACUCUAAUUCCGAAUAACAGAGUCAAAAACUACAAUCCAGAAAUGUAUGUGAAGACGCCAAAUGGAGAUUACUUUAUGAAACAGACUGUGAAGAAGGGAUUACUCCCUAUGAUUCUAGAGGAACUUAUCUCAGCUCGUAAGAGAGCUAGACAGGAGUUAGCUAAAGCAACAGAUCCAUUUGUAAAGGCCGUGCUAGAUGGUAGAUAAUUAGCCUUGAAAAUCUCAGCUAACUCUGUGUAUGGUUUCACAGGAGCCUAAGUUGGAUAGUUGCCUUGUCUUGCUAUCAGUAGUAGCGUUACAGCCUACGGUAGAGAAAUGAUCGAAGCCACAAGAGCUUAUGUGCUAAAUAAGUAUUGUAAAAAGAAUGGGUAUGAGUUUGACAGCCAAGUUAUCUACGGAGAUACUGAUUCAGUAAUGGUUAAGUUCGGAGUUGAGUCUAUUACAGAGGCCAUGAAGCUAGGACAGGAAGCAGCUAGCUACGUCUCGCAGUUCUUUGAGCAUCCAAUUAAACUUGAAUUUGAGAAAGUCUACUGCCCCUACCUGCUGAUGAAUAAAAAGAGAUACGCUGGAUUGCUGUGGACUAAGCCUGACAAAUAUGACAAAAUUGAUGCUAAGGGUAUUGAAACAGUCAGAAGAGAUAACUGCGGACUUGUGAAGGAAGCUGUUCAGAAGAGUCUCGACCUGCUCUUAAUUAACAAGGACAAGGAUAAGGCUCUGGAUUUCUGCAAGGGUAUUAUUAGUGAUUUACUGCAGAACCGUAUAGAUCUCUCGCUUUUGGUCAUCACUAAGGGACUUGGUAAAAAGACUAGCAAGCCAGAAACAGAUGAUAAAUCAAACAAGCCUUAGGGCUCGACCAAUUAAAGCUACCAUGGCAAGCAGGCUCAUGUUGAGUUGGCAGAACGUAUGAGAAAGCGUGAUGAGGCAUCUGCUCCCUCUCAAGGAGAUAGAAUAGCCUAUGUAAUGAUAAAGGCAGCGAAAGGUAGUAAAGGGUAUGAAAAAUCAGAAGAUCCUCUGUAUGUUUUGCAGCAUAACCUGGCAAUUGACUUUUAAUUCUACCUGGACCAUCAAAUUAAAUUGCCACUUUUAAGACUCUUUGAGCCAGUUUUUUCAAACGCAGAAUAGCUUUUGUUCUAGGGCGAACACACGAGAGCUAUCUACAUACCCAAAGUGGGAAACACAAUGACUGGACUUGGCAAAUUUGCAGUGGUAAAGAAGCAGUGUCUCGGCUGCAAGAAUGUAAUGGGCAACAAUGACGAUGAUUGUGUGUGCAAGAAUUGCCAGCCCAAAAAAAAACAGAUAUACAUCGAAAGAAAGCAGGAACUUAACCUCUAUGAGAAGACCUACGCUGAUCUCUGGGUGCAAUGCCAAAGAUGCCAAGGUUCAUUGCAUGAGGACAUUCUAUGCACCAGCAGAGACUGCCCUAUCUUCUAUAGAAGGCUCAAAGCCAAAAAGAACUUAGAGGAAAACCAAGAGAUACUUGCCGGAUUUUUGGAUUGGUGA
Messenger RNA from Stylonychia lemnae, 3240 nucleotides. The record is from the annotation of a GenBank genome assembly. NCBI's taxonomy places the organism in Eukaryota, Ciliophora, Spirotrichea, Sporadotrichida, Oxytrichidae.